Osmerus eperlanus (European smelt) is the source of this 939-nucleotide messenger RNA. Its product is annotated as glutaryl-CoA dehydrogenase, mitochondrial-like. The transcript is spliced from 3 exons. Lineage: Eukaryota; Metazoa; Chordata; Actinopteri; Osmeriformes; Osmeridae. Gene Ontology annotation, molecular function: flavin adenine dinucleotide binding; glutaryl-CoA dehydrogenase activity; fatty-acyl-CoA binding. Gene Ontology annotation, cellular component: mitochondrial inner membrane. Gene Ontology annotation, biological process: fatty-acyl-CoA biosynthetic process; fatty acid beta-oxidation using acyl-CoA dehydrogenase. The record is from RefSeq and is a predicted model, not a curated record. The coding region runs from base 35 to 358 and encodes 107 amino acids.
CCAGUUUGGGGUGCCUCUGGCCAGGAACCAGCUGAUGCAGAAGAAGAUGGCCGACAUGCUGACUGAGAUCACCAUCGGCCUGCAGGCUUGCCUGCAACUGGGCAGGCUCAUCGACGACAAGAAAGCGGCCCCGGAGAUGAUCUCCAUGCUGAAGAGGAACAGCUGUGGCAAGUCCCUGGACAUCGCCCGGCACGCCCGAGACAUGCUGGGGGGCAAUGGCAUCUCCGACGAGUACCACGUCAUCCGCCACGUCAUGAACCUGGAGGCCGUCAACACCUACGAAGGUACCCAUGACAUCCAUGCUCUGAUUCUGGGCAGAGCUAUCACUGGACUACAGUCCUUCACUGUGGGGAAGUAGACUGCCAGCAGCUGUUAGCACCUCUACAGACAACAACUAAUAUAAACCACCCUUCAAACUGCUUCUGAACAAUGCUUAAGUAGCUGGCAGGUUGUUGAAAUGGACUGUCAACUCUGUAUACCAUAAUGCCAAGGUUUUCUCUCUCCUAAGUUUGUAGAUUGUGUACAUUAAAUCGUUAUUUUGAGGGAAUAACCAGGUAUAGGUUUUAAGAGAAGUUUAUCACUGAACCUUUGGGCUGUUGUGAACUAUAAUUAUUUUAGGCAGAUUUUCAAUUCCGACUAAAGCUAUUUUUCUACUCUCAGUCUCAAAGUCCUGACUUUCUGAACAUAAGUUAGAAAGUUUCAUUAUAACCAAUUUCAAUUAAAAGGGAUAAAGUGUUACUUUAGUCAAAUGAUUUAAAAUGUUUUCGGGGGGGGAAACGGUUUAGAUUGAGGUCCAGAUGUGAACUUGGGACUGAGUCUUCAGAUCUGUGUUUGUGAGUACCAAAGUUCAAACUCACAACCUCUCUCAUCAUUUCUCGUGGUUAAAUUUCACUUGAGCAUUUUGAGGAAAUGUUUUUUGAGGGUUAAGAUGUAAUCUGU